Messenger RNA from Dreissena polymorpha, 1151 nucleotides. RefSeq lists its product as uncharacterized. The transcript has 6 exons. NCBI's taxonomy places the organism in Eukaryota, Metazoa, Mollusca, Bivalvia, Myida, Dreissenidae. Bases 389 to 1063 code for a protein of 224 amino acids. The record is from RefSeq and is a predicted model, not a curated record.
CUUAACUUUCGUAUUCAUAAAGAACCUUAGGUUAAUACUUAGGUAAGAUUUCAACUUAAAAACUAAGGCAAAAUUAUCCGAUUUCGUCUGUGCGACGAUUCGUACUAUUUUAGUAACCGCUUCACCGAAUCUAUAAUUAGGUCGCAAAAUGGCAGACAAUUGUUUAGCGGAAUACGUUGUAAUCAAAUUGAACGGGUUUUACUAGUGUUAAUGGUGGGUAAUUGAUACAAAAAGGAUAUAUAUGUGAGGUUUACGGAUUCGGUAUGUAUCGAAACAGUUGCCACAUUAUUUCUGUAUCGAUAACAUACUUUUCUCGUCGACCUUGUUUUCAACAACAAUAAGCAUGUACACAAUUGGAAAAACCCGGAAGUAAACGCAGACGAUAAUCAUGGCUGAGAUGGCAAAGCAGAGAUCGCCUAAUUUUUCUAUGCAAGCAAACUCUCUCCUUUCUCAGCUUAUGGGCGAGGAAUAUAAAGACACGGGCCUUUCGCGUCACAAGUACAAUAUCCAUAGGUUUACCAGCAAGAUUUCCAGGGUAACCAAGAAUGAGAUGUGGGCUGAAAUUGCAGAAAUGUUCUCUGCAAAUACCACUGGUCCACAUCGCACAGCAGACCAGCUUGAAAAAAAAUGGGAAAACAAUGUCUCCAAGCACAGGGGGAUAUAUAAUGAUCACCAGCGCCUGCUAAGUUUGACUGGAAGUGCUCCCUUCCAGUCAAAAUAUGAUAUUAUAACUGAGUCCGUCAUGGCAGUUGUUGGAAAGGAGAGUGCGGCUGUGCAAGGCGUUGCCCCAUUCACCCUGGAUAGAACCUUUAUCCAGUUGACAGACACAAGUCAAGCAACAACAGUUGAACCACCAUCACCUGCACCGCCACAACAAUGUGACAACAGAGCUGUGAAAAGAAGACUCGAUACAAAUGGGGAACAUGCUGUUUCUGCAGUCAAACCAGCUACCACAUGUUGCAGUCAUUGUAGUCUGAACGAACUGAAUGUUCUGAAGAAGAGAAAGAUGGAACUACAAAUUAGACUGUACAAGGCCCAGUUGGCGCGACUUGGCGAAGAAUAAAGCAAAUAAUAUAAUUAUAUUAUGUGUAUUUUAUCAAAAAUUACAUUAUUAUUUUGUUAUGAAGAUAAAGUAUAGUUAUAUUUAAGGU